GUUUGCUGGCAUUGCCCUCUCACAAGGCAGAAUGGGACGACAGCUUCCCAUGCUGAAAAUGGUGGGAUGGGAACUUGCUCUGGGCCACAAGGAUCCACCUGCUUGCAACAAAGCACUAAACAGGAGGGUGAGUGCCCUCGCAGAACGAGCUAAAAUGUUGGCCAGUGCUGAAAGCCAGCCUGUACACAUAUUUGUUCUUGCUAACAGACUUUCUCGAAUGAAAUUCUGCCCAGAAUACAGAAGUAUUUGUCUUGAGCUGUACUUGAUGGGUCUCAAGCUGGAGCUGAAUAGAAGGAUGGACAGCAAGUCUGCGGGGACAAGUGACAAGCAGGAGAUGACCAUAAAUCCAAUUCUCGCAUCAGUGUUUGGUAGAUUGGCCAAGCUCUUCAAUACCCAAUGGCUUGUGAAACGUGAACUGCUGCUGACAGCUUUCUCACUGCAACCUAACAAGCAUUGGUUCAAGGAGCUUCUACUUGUGGCCAGGCUGUCGGGGAAGACUUGUAGUGCUAGAGGAUGUACAGUGCCUUUUUCUGACAGCUGGUGCCGAGAUACUGCAGCCCACACUCUGUGCAGUAAAUGUGGCAGAUUUGGCACUCAUGGGAAAGUGCAUAGCAGCACUGACAUGGGAUCAUUAGUGUGGUUUCCUCUUCCAGAACAUGUUAUGGAUAACAAUAUCACUGACCCUCCAAGGUGUCAUAUGCUUGAUAAUAAAUCUCUUGGUAUUGAAAGAAAUCUUGCUGAGCAAUUGGUGUCUCUAGUCUCUGCAUUCAGGUACAAGGAACUCAGCUGGGUUCUUGAAUGGUCCAAGUUGUAUACACUGUGUGUCGAUUACAUGAAUACGAAGGACAUAAGAAGAGAGAAGAAUACUGAUCUCAAAUUUCUUAAGAUGGACUACCCUUUGUACAGGUGUCUUCGAGAAGACAAAAAAAUAGUUGCAGUCAAAAGAAAGAAAAGUGAUGAAGAGUGUACUGACUCAGAUAAUGAAAGGGUGAAGUAUAGGUGCGAUCAAGAAAGAAAGAAGAUGAAUAUCAGCACUUACUGUUUCUAUAAAACAAGAAUAGAUGUAAUAGAUGACAUUCUUUCCAGCAACAAUAUAACACCAUUUUCUUCAGAAGUGUGUGACAUGUUUGACGUAGAAGAUACAGCUACUGGCUUUGCAAGACUGUGCAAAAUUCGCAGAGCAAUGGUAAAACUGUAUGAAAAAAAUCCAGAAGACAUAUUCUCUUAUUUUAAAACAAAAAUAAAAUAUUUGAGAGAAAAAUAUGAAAUCGAUGUCCAGGAUUUUGUAGCGUGCUAAUGUUAUCUUGUCUUGGUUACACUAUUACGGAAUGAUAAGAAUGUGCCUGUGUUUUGUGCCAAGUAAGAUUUAAGAUUGUCAUGUCAUAUCAUCUGUAAAGUUUCAUUUACAUUUUUAUACUUUAUGGCAAAUCAGUAAUGAUAUUUUUGACAUAUAUAACACAGUUGUAUGUCAGCAGUAUUACUAAUAACUCAAGAAUCCAGGCUAGUCCUCUCAUGUUUCUUUAAUUUCUGCUGUAGAGGUUAAGAGUGAUAACUUUGCUAAACACUCAACAAAGGUUUGAGAUUACAGCCAGGUGUCAUUCACUUCCAAGCACCUGCCUUUUAUCUUUAGAUGAGUUGACUCAUCUGCUCAUAAGUAGAUGAUGACUUCCAGCAAUCCUGAAACUUGAUGAAUUUUUGGCAUUGCACUAUUUAAUAUAGGUAAAAAACUUAAAAGAGCUAUAACU
Messenger RNA from Schistocerca cancellata (South American locust), 1745 nucleotides. RefSeq lists its product as uncharacterized. The coding region runs from base 32 to 1297 and encodes 421 amino acids. The record is from RefSeq and is a predicted model, not a curated record. Lineage: Eukaryota; Metazoa; Arthropoda; Insecta; Orthoptera; Acrididae. The transcript is spliced from 4 exons.